AUGUCGUCCGCCAUGCUCAAGAUCGCGGAGCUCGAGGCCGAGUACGCGCGCACGCAGAAGAACAAGGCCACGAUGAAGCACCUGUGCCUGCUCAAGGCCAAGAUCGCCAAGCUCCGCCGCGAGGUCACGGACGCGGGCGCCAAGUCGAGCGGCGGCGGCGGCACUGGCGAAGGCUUUGACGUGAACAAAGCGGGCGACACGCGCGUGGGGCUCGUGGGGUUCCCGUCCGUGGGCAAGUCGACGCUCCUCACGAAGCUCACGGGCACGUUCUCCGAGGCCGCGUCCUACGAGUUCACGACGCUCACGGCGAUCCCCGGGACGCUGCACUACCGCGGCGCACGGAUCCAAGUGCUGGACCUGCCGGGCAUCAUCGAAGGCGCCAAGGACGGCAAAGGACGGGGCCGACAGGUCAUUGGCACGGCCCGGACGUGCAACGUCAUCCUCAUUGUGCUCGACGCGAUGAAGCCCGCGACGCACAAGCAGCUGAUUGAGUUUGAGCUCGAAGGCUUUGGCAUUCGGCUCAACAAGAAGCCGGCGAACAUGGUGCUGCGGCGCAAAGAGCGCGGCGGGAUCCACUUCCAGACGACGUGUCCGCAGACAGAGCUUGACGCCGACACAGUGUACCAGAUCUUGCACGAGUACAAGAUCCACAAUGCCGACGUGACGCUGCGGGCGGACGUGACAGUGGACGAGCUCAUUGACCAGAUUGAAGGCAACCGCGUCUACAUCCCGUGUCUCUACGUCCUCAACAAGAUUGACCAGCUUACGAUCGAAGAGCUGACGAUCAUUGACCAGAUUCCGCACAAUGUCGUGAUCUCUGCGCACCACGGCUGGAACCUCGACGAGCUGCUCGAGACGAUCUGGGACUACUGUCACAUGAUCCGCAUUUACACAAAGCCGAGAGGCCGACUACCAGACUACAACGCACCCGUGAUUCUGCACGAAGAGUCGCCGACAGUCGAGAACUUUUGCCAGCGUAUUCACAAGUCGCUGCUGAAGGAUUUCAAGUACGCUUGGGUCUGGGGCGCGUCGUGUAAGCACCAGCCGCAGAAGGUGGGCAAGGAACACCUGCUGCAAGAUGAAGAUAUUGUGCAGAUUGUCAAGAAGGUGUAA
Hyaloperonospora brassicae is the source of this 1113-nucleotide messenger RNA. The record is from the annotation of a GenBank genome assembly. Lineage: Eukaryota; Oomycota; Peronosporomycetes; Peronosporales; Peronosporaceae.